AUGACGCCGUGAGUUUCAUUAAUUUUUAAUUGCGCGUCAGAUAAAGUGUAUUGUCUGAGGCUCAUCGUCCUCUACAAAAUUUUUGCAAAGUGCAGUGCCUAUGGCGGCAUUCUGCAGAAAAGCUUCAUGCAUUUUGCAAAUCAGUGCUUUGCAUUUCGCACAGAAGUACCUCGCAUUUUGCACUUUUUUUCGUAUGUAUAAAAGUGAGCCCAAAAAGAAAUGCAAAACGCGAGGUUAUUCUGGGCAAAAUGCAAAGCUCUGAUCUGCAGAAUGCGUGCAACUUUUUUUGCAAAAUGCCAGCAUAGGCACUGCACUUUGCACGAUUUCUGUAGAGUCGCGUAUUUUUCUUGGAAUUUUUAUUUUUUUUUUUCAAGGCUUUUCUAGUUUUGGGUUAAUUUCCUAAUGACUGCGAUGGAUAGGGAAAAUUUCAAAAAUUUUUCGGAAAGGUUUUGAAAAUUAAGGUUAUCUCAGUUCAUUUUGGGGUUACAAGAAAAAUGAUCUUAUUUUUAGAUUCGUCUAAUUUUAAUCUUUCUAAUGAUUUAAAACUCGAAAAAUUUAAGCUUAAAUUACUCUCUACUUUCUACACACUGCCUGAGGACCUGCGCGCUGAAAUUCCUAUCUAACAGAAAAUGGCUAGGCAGUGUGUAGAUCAAGGAGAGGCCAGCGCGCAGAUCUCUAGACAGUGUGUAGAAUGAAGAAAGUAAGAUUCUGGUCUCUCCAAGCUCAGCGUGCUGUCUAAGCUGCUUUUUUUUCUGGAAAUUUUUAUUUUUCAAAUUUGGUUUUGAGCGUAAAAUAAAGUGCAUUGGCCGCAGAUUGGUGUGAAUUUCGCCUUUCUCAGAUUCUAUCAAACGAUCAAACUGAUGUUCGUCGCCUGUAUCAUGAUUUCCUACCCGCUCCAAUUUUACGUCCCGAUGGAGCGCGUCGAAAAAUGGAUCACGCGAAAGGUUUCGAAACGAAAUUUGAGCCUUUUCGAUUGCAAAAAUGAAAUCGAUUUCCAGAUUCCCGUCCAUAAACAAACGCUCUACAUCUACGCGACACGAUACGCUGGCGUCCUUUUGACAUGUUCGGGACCGAAAUUAACGAAAAAAUAUAGUCAUAUACAAAAUUCAGGCGCCGUCGCCGAGUUGAUACCUCACUUGGCCCUGUUUAUUUCUCUAAUUGGAGCCUUUUCCGGCGCUUCGAUGGCCCUUCUUUUCCCGCCUUGCAUCGAGCUUCUUGUUCGUUUUUUCCUGGUUCAAAAUGACGUCAUUGACUCCGAUGACGUCAUCAAAUGUGAUUCGAAAAACGUGUUAUGGAUGAAAAAUGCAGCCAAUUUGAAAUUUUCAAAAAAUUUUUUGCUAAAUUCUAGUUUUCGCGCUUUUUGUCCGCAGACUAUCAGAUCCUUUAAACUUGUUUCCAAAACUCGAAAAAUGACGUAUUUUUUUUUGAACCGAAGACGUCAUUGAAUUUGUCUAAGAAAUGCAAAAAUAAAUGACGUCACUCGAUCGAAUGACGCCAUAAAGUCAAUUUUUUAGAAAGAUUUUUUCAGGAACUCUAGAGUGGUCCCUAUAGGGGCAACCUUAAGAACCGUUUUACCAACACCUAUAGGGGCCCCUAAAACAUGCAAAAGUGGUCCCUAUAGUGGACAUGCUAGUCGAUACUUUCAAUGAAAUCUAUGCGAAGAAGCAUUUUCAUGCGAAAAACCCCUCUUCUCCUCUAACCCCUAUAGGGACCACUUUAUAAUUCCUAAGUUAGCUUUAUUUGAAUUGUUUCGAUGGCCUCAAAAAGUUGUGACCCAAAAAAUGUAUUUCUUUUGAAAUUUUGAAGAUAUCAAAUUUUUUCAAGUUAUCAAAAAGUCUUGUCAUUUUUCAGAACAUGAAAACAAGGUUCUUAUGAAUUUUUUUUCAGACAAGCUAUGCCAAGUCGGAGCUGACGCCUACCCUUUGGGCCAAAAAUAUCGGACUUUUGGUUUUCGCCCUGAUCGGCUUCACGACGGGAACCUACAGCGCACUUGUCGAAAUUGCAAAAACUUUCGCCUAA
Caenorhabditis auriculariae is the source of this 2019-nucleotide messenger RNA. The record is from the annotation of a GenBank genome assembly. NCBI's taxonomy places the organism in Eukaryota, Metazoa, Nematoda, Chromadorea, Rhabditida, Rhabditidae.